AUGGGUUGUUGUGCCAGUGCUGCCAGCCAAAUUUCUUUGCCUACAAAUCAUAAGCCUAAUCAAUAGAAAAAUUCUAGAGAGUAAACAUAAACAAAUGAAGGUAAAGAGAAAUAAUAACUGUAAAUGCAAAAAAAUCAAGAUGAUUAAGAUUAAGAAAUCUUUAUUGAAAAUUAAUAGUAAUUUUAAACAGAUUAGAAAGAUUCUGGAAGUAUUCCUUUAAAGUAAACUUCACCUAAAGGAAGCUAAAUGUAGAAAUUAUAUAAUUAUCAUCUUAGACCAUAAAAUCCAUAUGAGUAUUAAGAAGAAUAAAUAGAGGAAUAAAUGAUAAAAUCUAAGAAGUAAAAUGGAAAUGAAAAAAAAGAUUUUAAUGAACCAAUUACAAGUAUUAUUAUUUUUAAUUAUUUAGAAGUAAGUUUAGAGGCUAAAAGAAUUAGAAAGUUUGUAUAAAAAUAGAGAUAACUUAAAUCAUUAUAAUAAUAAUAAAAUGAUAGUGAAUAAAUGUUUAUUAUUGAAGAAGUGGAAAGAUAAAUUAACAAUAAACAAUUAACAUUAGAUUCAUUAGAUGUAAGUAAAUUUUUAAUACAUUUAAGGAAAUUUGCCAAAAAUAUAAUAAACCUUUGAUAGAAGUCUUAUCUUUAAUUAAUUAAUAAAAUUAUUACAUAAUUGAAUUAAUACUAAUUUACAUUAAUGAUUAUGAAAUAAUUCAACAUAUCUUACUCAAUCAUAUAUUACCAGAAGGAUAAAUAUUAUAAGCAACAGCUCUUAGAUUGAUAAAUAAAAUGAAACCAUUUUAUAAUACCAAGGAAUAAUUAUAAUAAACAAUAUUAUUCAUUUAAUCAAUCUUUGAUUCUACAGAAGUAAUACGUAUAUUAAAUCAAUUGGAAUUUAACAAUAUUGAUUCAUAUAUAGAUAUGAAGGAUUAAGAUUAAUUGAAAUUAUUUGGAUUGAUUAGCAAGCUUUUUUAAAAAAGUGAAAUUUAAAAUAAAAAAUUUAUAGAAUAAUAUAAAGUAGCUAAAAAGAAUUUUAAAUUUUAAAAUUUGAUUGUUCCUAAAUCUAUACCAUUAGGAUAUAAUAAUAUUAGAAUUAUUGAUAAGGCUGUUUUGGAACAUUUAGAAUUUAAUAUCUUUCAUUAAAUUGCACUCUAAAAUAAAUGGGAUUUAUUUAUGUAAUAUUCUAAUGAUUAUUAUUUAAUGCCAAACAUAUCAUAAGUAACUCCAAUGAUGAUGUUAUUUUAAAAUGCACCUUUUGAUGUCAUUAAUAAAUAUAUUACAUUAUAUUCAGAUACUUUAGAAAAGUCAUUACAUUUUUUUACACGUAAAGGAAAAAACUUAAUACAUUGUUUUUGUUUAAAUAAAUCUACAAAAUCUAUUGAUGAUAUUUAAUCCAUUAUUGAUAAACUAAAUUAAUAUUAAGAUUUAUUAAAAGAUUUAUUAAUUUAACCUUACAAUGAAUAAAUUCCAUUAGUUACUUAUUUGGAUUUUUGGAAAGAACCUUAAGACAUUUUGAUUACAUUUUUAAGUUAACAUUUAUAAAAAGAAUUUGAUUUUUAUUAAAUUUAUUUGGAUAUGCUACAAUCUGCAUUUAUGAGAAAUUAAAAAAAUUGGUAAAAUUAAAGAAUUAAUCCUAAUACAAAAUAUUUUUAUUCUAUGUAAAAUUAAAAAACACCAAAAAGAUUAAGAAUUAAAAAUUAUGAAGAAUAAGAUUAUUAAUUAUAUGAUAAGAUUUAUUAUUAAUAUAUUUAAGUUGCAAAACAAAUAAUAAAACAUAAAUUCAAAAUAAAUUUAAGUUGGAUUAAUAAUUUUGAUGUACAUUCAACUCAUUAUCCAUAUGAAUUUAGUGGAAUUGUUAGACCACUCCUUAUUCAAUUGGUUUAAUUAGAAUAAUAUGAUUUAGUUAAGAAAUAAGUUUAAUUAAUUAAACCAUUUUAUUAAAAAUAAUAAAUAGAAAAUAAUAAUGAAAUCAAUAUAUAAGCAUAAUACAUAUCAAAAUUAAUUUAAUUACUUAAAUUUACAUCAAAUCGAUCUCAAUUAACUCCUCUUAUUGAAGAUAUCAAAGAAAUAAUAAUCUCAAAUCCUUAAUUGUUAAAGAUACCUUUACAUGGAUAUUUUGAGGCAAAAUCUAAAUUGAAUAAUUCUAUAUUUGGAUAUAAUGAUACUAGGUCCAAAUAAUAAUUAUAUUAUUUUGAUUGUAUUUAUACCCAACUUAUAGAUUUAAAUGACAAAUCAUUUGAUUAAUGUUAUAAAAUUAAAGGUUUAUAAUUUAAAUAAAAUGAAUAAGUAUGUUUAUAAAUAAUACGUAAACUCUAUCUAAAUAAUAAACUAUUAUAAGUAGAUGAUGAAUUUAUAAAUGAAAUUUAUAGAAAUAUCACUUUUGUUGCUAAUUUUGAGUAAGAGAAUAUUGAUUCUAAUGAUGAUUAAAAGAAUGAUUCUAAUAAUAAUGAAAAGAAUGGAAGAAUCCAAUGGAAAAAAUCUACUGAACCUUCAAAACAAGUUAUAAAUGGUAAAAACUAUUAUAAAAUAAAUCAUACAGCAGGUUAAACAAGAGUGAUUUUAGUAUUGAAGACAUUUAAUAUUAAUGAUGGUCCAACUUAUAAUUUUAAGGAAUUCAUUUAAUUCUUGAAAAUUAAAGUUUUUAAUUAUAAUAUAAAGAAUGAAAGUAUGUUUGAUGUAAUAUGUAAUCUAAAUUAAGAAGAGAAUGUAUAAACAUUAAUUGAACUAUAUUUUAAUGAUAACUUUCGUAAUUUCCCAUAAGGUUUGCAUCUAUUAGAUGAUUAUUUUGAUGUUAGUGUUAAUUCUGAAAUUUGGUGUACUUCACUUUUCAUUUAUGCACAAAAUGUUAAAUUUGACUUUAAUUUUAUUCUAGAUGAUGAAAGGACUAUUAGUUAUACUAUAUUUAAAAUGAAUGAAAAUUAACUUGAAAAUAUAUAUAAUUGGGGAUUAGGUGGAAUGUUUUUAAAUUUAAUAAUUUCUCCAAAAGAAUAUCCUAUUCCAAAGAAUUAUAAAGAAAAAGCUGCUUUGUAUACUAUUUAGAAUCAUAAACCUUUUUUGGCCACAUUGAUAACAAUUAAAGAGUGUUAUGAUGAUUUAACAUAAAUAUAUCCUGAAAUAAAAAUAACUAAGGAUAUAGUUUAUAAAUUAUCAUUAAAGGACAUUGUAUAGAAUAAUUCAUUUUAGAGUUUAAAUUAUAUUUUAAAGUAUACAGAAACUACUAGAAUAGUUUUAGCAUCUAUUUUGGCUUAAAACUUUUUUCCUUUAAAUUAUAAUUUUAAGAAAAACAUGGAAGAAGUUGAAAAAUUUAAUAAUACUUUAGUAUAAUUGUUUGAUAAUUUAAAAUAUGAUGAAGAUUAUUCAAAAAGAAAAUUAAAUUUAUUAGAAAGUUGUCAUCUUUAUUCUGUGAUAAAUCUUAAAUCAUAUCAAAUACUUAAGCCAAGUUAAUAAUAUAUAAAAUUUAAUCAUUUUGUAAAAAUUGUGCUUUCUUGUAGUUAUAAGGAAGUGAAAAUGGCAUUAUUAAAUGAUAUGCCAGAUGAUAUAUUAAAAUAUCUUAAGACUUCAUUAAAUAAAAUAUGUUGUAAGGAUUAAGAAAUGAUUAUUCCAAUGAUUAAAAGAAUUUAGCUAUUAAAUUAAAAUGAUGGAACAUUGAUUUAUAUCAAAACAAUAUUAUCAUUGCUUUUCAAUUAAAAUCCAUCUAAAGCUAUUGAUAUAUUAUUAGAAAUUCUUGAUAAAAAAGAAUUGAGAUAUAGAAUACAAUUUAUUUAACAUUUAUAUACAAAAGCAUUUUGGAAUAAAGAUUAAGAAACAUUAAAUAGAUUAUUGGGAUAUUUGGACAAAGAUCCAGAAAAAAAUACAUAUAAAAUGAGUUUUCUAUUAAGAAAUUUAUUUAGUAUUGAUACUGAAUAUAAUAAUUAUAUUUUAGCUUUAAAAUAUCAUCCAUGUUUAGUAUUGAAUACACAAUAAUAUCAAAAAUAUUUAAAAUAAAAUAAUUUUGGAAAAUUGAAAUUAGGAUUAGAUUAUCAGUUAUGUUUAAGAGAAGGUUUGCAUGAAAAGAUUGAAAUAUUAAAUUAAUUAAUUGGUCCAUUUGAUUAAAUUAAAGAUAAUUAGACUUUUUGUGAAUUCAUUGCUACAGUUUUAAUAGAAGCUAAAGUUUAACCAUAUAAUGAAUCUUUAAAAGAUAAUUAGGUAGAUUUUUUAACUGCAUAAUUACGAAGUUUAAAUGAAAUGGAUAGAUUUUAAUUUUUGAGUUAUGUUUAACCAUAUACUUUAGAGAGAAAAUAAUUAAAAUAAAAGAAUUCAUUAUAAUAAAUAAUAAAUAAGGCAUAAGAAUAAUUUGAAUAAUCAAAGAAAAUAAUUAAUCAUCCAAUUAAAAAACUUGAAUAAAUAAAUAAAUUAGAAGCAUAAUUAAUUUAUAAAUAAAAUUAAGCAUAUUCAAAAUAAAAUUAAAAUUAUUCUUGUUUAUUUUAAUCAAGUUAGAAUUCAUAAUCAUAAAAUUAUGAGAAAUGUUUUGAACUUGUUUAAAAAUGGGCUAAUUAAAAAGUUAUGAUUUCAAAAUCUCCAUUUUAUGAAUUAAUGUAUGCUCUUAGAUAUCCAAAUAAAUAAUAAGUUUAAUAAAAAGAAUAAUUAGUUGAAAUGUUGAUUAAACAUUUUUUAUUAAAAAAAACUGGACCUAAUUUUUUAAAGUAUAAAUCAAAAGAAUAUAUUGAAUUAUUGAAAGCUAAUUGUUCAACAUCAAUUAAUAAAUAUAUGAAAUAUAGUAUUAAAUAAAUAAGACCUUAAAUGCAAGAAAUCUUUGUAUCUGAAUUAAUAUGUGAAGAUUAGAAAUAUGAUCCUAGCAAUGAUGAUUUGGAUUAUAUCAUAAUGACUAUGAAAUAUUAGAAUAUUAAAUUAGUACCAAUAUUGAAAAAGAAAUAUAAAGGAUUAUUAGAAAUAAAAUUUAAUAAAGCAACUUUAUUUUAUGCUAAAAAUGAAGUAAAUCUAUUACCACUUUCUUAAUAUGAUGUUUCAUGUAAAAAAUUUGAAAAAAGAAUGUAAUUCUAUUGUAGAUUUAUAAGUGGAGUUGGAGCAAAUUUAAAAAAAUUAACACCUGAUUAAGUAUUUUUAGUUUUUGGUCAACAUAAUCAUAUCUUAUAGAAACCAUAAUUUAGUUAUGAAAAUUUAAUACUAGCUCUUAUAAGUGGAAAUAUGGAAACUAUUUUAUUUAUAAUUUAACUUCAUUAACAACCAAAUAAACUUGUUUAUGAAUAGAAUUUAUUUUAAUUAAUUAUUUUAGGAAAUUUUAGUGAUAAUCUUGUUAUAAAAUUCUUUAAUAAAUAUAUUAAAGAUUAUGUAAAAUAAACAAAUAGAAUAUUCUAAUUUGAUAAUUAACCUAUUUUAUAUUAUUUAAUGCUUAUGAAAAGAUAAAAAUUAUUUGAAGAUAUUUAUUUAUAAUUUAUGAUUUAAAUUCAUGGAGAAUAAAAAGCUUUAUAAAUUUUAAAAGAUGAAUUAUUAAUUGUUAUAGGUGGCAAUAAUAAUUAAGAUAUAUUAGGUUUAGCAUUAAUGAGAAAAAACUAUUUUAUAUUAAAUUAUUGUACAAAUAUCAUAAAUAAGGAACAUUUAAAAUUCAUCUAACAUUUUGAUAUUAAUUAUUUCAAAUCAAUCAAACCUUAAAAUAAUAAUACUCCUUAUUCUAAAUUUAUUGAAUUAUACUAAAAAUAUCUUCCUUUAUGUUGUAUUGAAUUGAAAUUUAAAUAAUUUGAUAAAAUGAGAGUUUAAUUAUCAAAUGGAGUAUUUAGUAUUAAAAAUAAUAAAUAAAUCAAUGUAAGAGAAUAAUAAAUAAAUUAACUUAUAUAAUAUGAAUAAGCUUGUAUCAAUUAUAUAUUUAAUUUGAAAGAAAUUUAUUAAUUUCACAACAAAUCUUUAUCUAUUUAGAUGGCUUUAGAUAAAUGGACUAUGAUAGCUUAAUAUUAAUUUGAUCCCAUUCUUCUACAAUAAAUCUUAUAACAAUAUAAAUAAUCUGAUGGAUCUUAUAAUAUCAAAGUAGAAGAAUAUUAAAUGAUUCUUGAAUAAUGUUAAAAACAUAGAAUAUAUUAACAUCCAAUUUUUGAUGAACUUGCUGUUAUAAAUCCUAAAUUAUUCAUUUAAAUUACAAAUCCAAUGAUUCUUAAUAUUUCAUCAGUUAUUGUUGUAAAUCAAACUUUGUAUUAAACUCCUGAAUUGAUUAAUUAUAUAGAAUUCCACUAUAAUCAAUAUAUGGAAUAAAUUAAAUAACAAUAAAAAAAGAGAAAUUAUCUUCAAAAUAAAAAGAAAAAGUAAUAGAAACUCCUUGAAAAAUAAGCGAAAAGCUAAAAUGAACAGUAAAUUGUAUAAGUAGAAGAAGAAUAGGAAAAUCUAUAAGGUGAAGAAGAUUAAGAGGGAAAUCUAUAAGGUGAAGAAGAGAAAAAUAUAUAAUAAUAAGAAGAUAUUCAAUAAUAAUCAGAAGAUAUUCAAUAAGAAGAUUAAAACAUAUCAUAAGAUAAAAAAACAUAAGAUUUGAAUUAAGAAAAUUUGUAAAAUGACUCUGAAAUGUGUGAUGAGGAAUAAGAAAGGGAAGAAGAUGAUUAAAGAGAUAUACUUAGUAAAAAUAAUGAGAUGCAAAAGAAUAUUCUUUAUGCCUUUUAUUUAUUACUGUGUAUCUAAUAGGAUCAAUAUUAAGGAUGGCUUUCAAAGUAAUAAUAAUUAAAGGUUAUUGUGGAAAUGUAUUAAAUUUUAUUAAAAAAUAAAUUGAAAGUCAAAUAGCAAAAACCAUUUAUUACUGAAAAUAGUAAGAUAUUCAUAUUGUCAUAAUUAAAUAAGGAUUAUAAAUUUAAAGACUUUUCUUAUUUUGAAUAAAUUUUAGAAAAGGAGGAUUCCAGAGAAUUAGCAAUUUUAAGAGGAAUAAUGUAUAUUUAAUAAAUUAAUGAAAUCAUAAAAGGGUUUAUUGACAGAUUGAAAGAAGAGAUUACAACAAUGAAUAAUUUUAAGAAAAAUGUAUUUCUUGUAUUUGGAAAAGAGUAGAUAUCUUAUGAAGAAGAUGGUUUUACUAUUCCUCUAUAAUAUGGUGAUAAAUCAUUUUACUUAUCUGAAGAGAGUAUUGCAUAAGCUAUUCCAUAAUUAAAGAUAGCAAAUUAUUAAAUGAAUAUAGAUGUAGAAUUGGUACUAUAUCAAGAAAUUUAAGAGAAUUGGAAGAAUUUUGAUUUUAGUUCAAUUACAACAGUUGAUUUUAAUGAAAUCAUUAUAAAUUCAAAGGAGAAUGUUUUAGAGAAAUGUUUAUUUUUUAAGAAUCUAAUGGAAUAAUAAUUUGAUAAGGUAGGAAUUUAUUAAAUAGAUGAUGUAUUUGCUCCUCAUUAACAUGAAUAAAUUAGAUAAACUGAUAUGCAAUUAUUUUAAACAUAGGGACAACCUCCUUCUUUAAUACAUUAGAGUCAGAGUCAAAUGGGUUUAUCAUAAGGUAAUUAGAUGCAAAGAUAAUCAACAAUAAAUCAAUAAUAAAUAAUGAAGGAAGAUUUUCAAUUUAUGUUUGAGCUAUUACCUGAUAAUACUUAUUAAGUUAGAUAAUAAAAGAAAUAAAAGAAUUAGAAAGAAUUAAUAUUUGCUGAAUUUUAUCAUUUCAUUCAACCAUAAGUAGUAAUUAAUUUAAUAAAAUUAACAGAAGAAGAAUUCAUUGCUAAUUAUAAUGGUAAUGCUGUAAUUUCAAUGAUAAUAUAAGAUUUUUAUAAAUAUAAUGAAUAUUUAAGUAGUUUAAUAGAAUAAAAAUAAUAAUAAGAAUGGAGAUUAGAAUUUCCAUUUUAUAUAAAAAAUCAACAUUUUAUAUUUUAAGAUUAAUUGUUUUCAACAUAUAAUAUUUAGAUGAUAUUUACAAAAUUGGUAGGAUUUAUAGAAAAAGUAUAAUAAUUAUUGGGUAGAAGUGAAGAUUAAAGUAAAUUGGUAUGGAGAAUAAAUACAAUAUCAUUUUUAGAAGUAAUAAUAAGUAAAUUAGUUGAAUUGUAAUAAGCUACAAAUAAAAUAAUUAAUAUAUAUUCAAUAAUUGAAUAAGUAUUUAGUUGGGAUACAUUAAUCAUGAUUUUACAUUAAUUACUCUAUAAUAAUUUGAUAAAAGCAUAGCAAGUAUUAAAAGUUAUUAGAGGGGUUUAUGUUGAAUUUAAUGAAUAAUAAGGGAUUUAAUUUGUAUAGAGUGAUUAAAAGAAAGGAUUAGAUAAAAUUUUCUAAUUUGGAAAUACUACUUAUCUUCUUUACAAUCAUAUAUUAAUUAUUAGAUUGAAUAUAGGGAUAUGCAAUUAAAAAGAAUAAAUAAUUAAAUAAGAUUAAUAAAUAACUUAAAUUUAAAAAAGUAGUAGAAGUGUAUUUAAACCAGAUCCAAUGAUAUAAGAAUAUUUCCACAGUAUCAUAAAUGAAUAUGAUUUUUAUAAUUAAAUAUUCAAUCCAGAAUAAUUAGUGUAAUACUUAUUCAAUAAAUUGGAUAUUGAUAGACAUUUAUUAAAAUAUUCAAAUCAAUUAAGUAAAAUUCUUAAUAAAACUAUAACUUUAUCAGUUGAUCAUUAAUCAUUAGCUUCAAUCUUUUCAAGUGAAAUCUAUAAAAUUAGUCAAAAUAAGAAUAGUAAAAGUAGAUUAAAAGAAAUGGAAUAAAUUUGGUAUAUUUUAUUAAAAUUAAAUAAAUAUUUUAAAGAAGAUUUGUAUAAUUAUUUAUAAAGAUAAUUGAAAGCUGAAAGAUUUGAUGAAAUGUUUAAUAUUAGAUUAUCAUGUUUAUUAUCUGCAUUAAGAUAAAAUCAAUCAUUAAUGAAUAUUAUUGUAUCUAAUACUAGAUAAUUAUAAUUAAAAUAGAAAUCUAAAAUAUUAUAAAGAUUAUGUUAUGUUACUCAAAAAAGUAAUAUAAAAUUAUCAUAUCAUUUUGGAUUUUAGAUUUCUAAAAAUUAUUAUGUAAAUAAUAGUAAAUUAGGAGAUGUUUGUAUGAUAGUUUAUUGUGAAAAUCAAAAAAAUAAUUUAGUAGCAUGUUAAUUAGUUUACAAUUCUAAACCUGGACAUUUUUUAUUUUCUUAAUUAGAUUAUAUGAAUGAAGAACUAUUAACACAUGAUCGAAUAACAAGAAAUCAAGCUCAAUAUACUGGAUAUACAUAUUCUCAUAAUGAACUCAGAUAUGUACAAAUUGAAGACUUAAUGUCAAUAGUAUUAUUCCAACCAAUUUGGCCAUCAGAUCCUGUUUUCAACUAAUCAAUAUUAAAUGUAUUUUUCACUGAUUAAGAUGGUAAUAUUUCAAUAUGUAAUGAACAAAAAUUCUUGACUCUUAUGAGUCAAAUUUAAUGUGAAUAAGAUGAAUUCAGUAAAUAAGAGAUGCUUGAUAAUCUGUUUGGAAAUGGUCUUGUUUCUUCUUAUAGUGAUUUAAGUCUAACUUAAUUGACACCUAUUUUUCCAGAUUAAAUUAAUUUUGAUUUUGCUGCUAUUCAUUAGUUGAAAAAACAAUAAUCUUUAGUUUAAGGAUAAAAUGUUUUUGUUAGAAUUAAUGGAGAUAAAUUUAAACUUGAUUAAAUUGAGAUUGCAUCUGUUAGUAUGGCAUGUCAUUUUGAAACUAAUAUUAUAGCUCAAUAAGCAUAGAAAAACUUCAUUAAAUUCCUUAAAGAACAUACUGAAUUAUCAAACAUUUACUUACAUUUUGAUGACUAAUUGAAUUAAAAUCCAGAAUAUUAUUUAGAUUGUUUUCUUGUUGGUGGAACUAUAUUCGAAGCCUUUUAAUAUGGUUAUUAAACAUUUAAGGAUGGAUACACAUAUCCAAAAAUGAAUAAUUCAUUAUAGUUUCUAUUUGAAAUUUAAUCAAUUUUAACAAUCAAAAUCAAUUUCAUUAAGACAUUUAUUGAAAAAGUUGAAUUUAUAUUUGAAAAAAGCUAUGAAAAUUAAAAAUAAUUAAUUCAAUAUGAGAAUAGAACAUUAAAAUGUUAUACUCUUAUAGAUGAAAAUGAUAAUAUUUAAGUACCAGACUCAGGUUAAAUUGCAUAAUUUUUAUUUAAUUUAAUUUUGAAAUUUUAAUUGAAUAAGAUGAAUUCAUAUUUCACAGAUGAAAAUUUAAAUAUAGUUGAAGUUGGAGAAAUAUAAAUAGAAAAUAUUAAAACAGUUGUUGAUAUAAUUUUAUUGGCAAAAUAUCUAUUUAAAUUAUUGAAAUUAGAUGAUGAGAAUAUUAAAUUAAAUAUUUCUAUAUUAUCAUAGAAAGAAAUUAAAACUUAAUUUAAAAAUACAAUCUAUUAAUUUAUUGAUGAUGGAUCUCAUUUAAUAAUUAAUUAUGAAACAUUCAGUGAUUUUAAUAUCUGUGAUUUCUUCUUAGAUUAUCUUAACAAUAAAUAAUUUUAUAUUAGUAAUAGGUAUAAUGAUAAAAUCAAAUAUGAUGGACCAGAAAUUAUAUUAGAAAGAUUAGAAUUAAAUCCUAUAAAAUUAUUAAGUGGUAUUGAAGAUAAUCAAAAUAUUGAAUUAUUAAUCUAUAAUUUAAAUAAAGGGAAAUUAUUAAAUUUAGAUGUAAUAGAUCCUAAUUAAUUUGAUUAACUCUACUUAAUAUUUAAAAUAGAUGGAAUUUAUUAGAAAUUUUAAGCAGUUAAAUGUUGUACUUAUAAACUAUUAAGUGGUUAUUUCAAAUAAACUUCAUAUGAAUAAAAUAUUAGCAAUUCUUUGUUUUUAUUAAUAUUAGAUUUAGAAUCUAAUAAACCAUUAGAACCUUAAUUAGCCAAAAUAGAUGUUUAAUAAACUAAAGAAAGAACCAAUCUUAUGAAUUUAAUUAAGAAGGAAAAAAAGAAAGAACAAUUAUAAGUUUCUUAUAAAUUUAUAACUAAUAAAUCAUUAUUGGUCGAAUUUUUUAGUGAUAAAAUAUUAACGAUGAAAUUAAGUGUUUCUUAAUCACUUAGAAUAUCUAUGAUCUAAAAAGAUAUAGUAAAUUAAUUAACAUUCGAGUACACUACAUAAAACACUUAAGAUUUGAGUAAAACUACUCAUGGAAAAGUAUUAAUCUAUGGAGUUGAGAAAGUGAUUGAAGUUGAAUAAGAGGAGUAAGUACCUUUUGGUAUUGGAGAUGCCAAAAUGAUGAAAAUUUUAUUAAAGAAAUCAAAUUAAAAAAUGGAUGAAAUACUGUUCCAUAAAUAAUGUGAACCAAUAAUACAUUCUAAAGAUUUACAACUUAGCAAUACAAUUAAUAUGCUAAGUAAAUAAGAACUUCAAGCAGCAUCUAGAGCUGGAGAAGAAAGAAUAGAUUAUCUAGAGUUUAAAGAUAAUUUAGGAAAUCGAAUCAAUAAUUUUUCAUAUUCUUCUUUAGUUUUUGUGCAUUCCUUAUUUAAUUAGAUUCAAUAUGUUCCUUAAUAAGAACAUAAAGAUUAUGGAUUAAAUUUAAUUUGGACUCCAAUUUUCAAAGGAGUCUAUAAACUGUAUAUUGAUGAUGUUAGAAUUAAAGGUAGAUUUAUUAUAUUGGCUAAUACACCUAGUCUAUAAGAAAGUGAAAUAGAAAUUCCUUAAGAAUUACAAACAAUACCAUUUUAUGAAGAUAUUCCAUUUACAUUUUAAUUAAGGGAUUCAUACUCAAAUAUAUAUGGUGAUAUUGAAUAUGAUAUUUAUUUGGAUUGUAAAUGUGAAAUAGUUUGUCCUAAAGGUGUUACCUUGUAAGUUAAUUUCUAAAACUUAACUAAAAGUGGAUCCAUUAAUGCAAAAGCUCAUUUCGUUCCUGAUAAUGUAGAGGCAAAUGAACUAUUAACUGAAAUAUUGAUUUUAAUAAAUAAGGAAAUUAAAAAAGGUAUGAUUAUAUAAUUUUAUUUUUAAAAGUAAAACCAAUUAAGAUUUCAGGAGUAUGUUUAGAAAAAAGAAGAAAGAAAUUUGAAGCUGAAUUAGAAAAAAGUUUCAAAAGAACUGAAUAUUCAUUAGUAAUUAGAAGAUUGAAUUUCUUAAAAGAUUUAUUAGAUUUAGCAGAUAAAAAAAUGAAUUAUAAUUUUAGUAUUAAGUUUUAAGAUGAACCUGGUAUUGAUGCUGGAGGACUUAAAAGAGAAUUUUAUGAUAUGAUAGGUAACACUCUAAAAGAUGAUACAUAUAAAUUCUUCUAGCCUGUUCAAGGUAAUCUUGGAAAAUAUUUUCUACAUAGUAGUUUUAACAAAAUAAAAAAUAAAAAAGAAUAUGCUUUAUUAUUUGGAAAGGUAUAAUUCAUUUAUAAAUUUAUAGUUAAUUGCUAAUUCAAUUGCCAAUGGCUAUUUAAUUGGUAUUGAUAUAAUAAGUCCAUUUUGGAAGGUUGUCUAUGAUGAAAAGAUAGUUUUUGAAGAUCUUAUUUUAAUAUGGGAUAAAUAGACAUACUCCAAUUAUGCUAAUCUAAGAGACAUGAAUCCUGAAACUAUUGAAUCUCUCUAUUUAGAUUUCACUUAUUAAUUAGGCAAUUCUACUAUUGAAUUAAUUCCUAAUGGAUCUGCUAUGCCAGUUACAUAACAUAAUGUGGAUUAGUAUUUAGACAAAACCGCUGAAUACAUUAUUUACAAAUAAUUCCAAGAAAUAUAUAAAUCAUUUAUUGAAGGCUUUACAACUGUUGUUGAUUUAAAGGUAUUUUACAUUCUAAUUGGUUUAAGAUUUUCUAAAAGUGGUUGAAACCUUCUGAGAUAUCAUUGUUAACUUAAGGAUUAUUAGAAAUUAAGCCAGAUGUAGUGUUAUAAAAAAUAUCAUAUUCUGGAGGUAAGGCAAGUCACAAAUCUUACUUUGAAACUUAUGUUAAUCAAGCAGAUUCAUAAACAUUAAAGAACAUGUUAAAAUUCAUUACUGGUAUUAUUUUUAUCAAUCUUAUUUUAGGUUCCUCUGCUAUUCCAUUUGAUUAAAGUUCUUAUAUAAUAUCAGUUGAAUUCAAGAAUAAUUUGGAUAUAAGAAAAUUGCCUCUAGCUCAUACAUGCUUUAAAUCUAUUGAAGUUCCAUUAUAUGCAAAUUAUGGAUAAAUGAAAUAAAAAUUAGAUAUUGCUUUUACUAUUGGUUUAGAAGGAUAUGGAUUUGGUUGA
Messenger RNA from Paramecium pentaurelia, 12973 nucleotides. NCBI's taxonomy places the organism in Eukaryota, Ciliophora, Oligohymenophorea, Peniculida, Parameciidae. The record is from the annotation of a GenBank genome assembly.